Messenger RNA from Ahaetulla prasina, 1455 nucleotides. It is a transcript of the gene CAPZB, whose product is annotated as capping actin protein of muscle Z-line subunit beta. Gene Ontology annotation, cellular component: cytoplasm; F-actin capping protein complex. Gene Ontology annotation, biological process: cell morphogenesis; actin cytoskeleton organization; negative regulation of filopodium assembly. Bases 157 to 990 code for a protein of 277 amino acids. Gene Ontology annotation, molecular function: actin filament binding. Lineage: Eukaryota; Metazoa; Chordata; Lepidosauria; Squamata; Colubridae. The transcript has 10 exons. The record is from RefSeq and is a predicted model, not a curated record.
AAAAAAAAAAAAAAAAAGAGGAGGCGGCGGAGGAGGAGGAGGAGGAGGGCGGCCUGCGGCCUGGCUCAGAGCUCGGACGGAGGGACCCGGAGUCGCUGCCGUCGCCCUUUCCGCUCCUGGUGCUGAGGAGGGCUCGGCCCUUUACACGGAGGCAUCAUGAGUGAACAGCAGCUGGACUGUGCCUUGGAUUUGAUGAGGCGUCUUCCUCCCCAGCAAAUAGAGAAAAACCUCAGUGACCUGAUUGAUUUGGUUCCCAGCCUCUGUGAAGACCUCCUGUCCUCUGUGGACCAGCCUCUGAAGAUUGCUCGGGACAAAGUGGUAGGCAAGGACUACCUUCUGUGCGAUUACAACCGGGAUGGCGAUUCCUACAGGUCACCCUGGAGCAACAAAUACGACCCGCCCUUGGAAGAUGGCGCCAUGCCUUCGGCUCGCCUGCGGAAGCUGGAGGUGGAGGCCAACAACGCCUUUGACCAGUACAGAGACUUGUAUUUUGAAGGUGGCGUUUCCUCGGUGUACCUCUGGGAUCUGGAUCAUGGCUUUGCCGGGGUGAUUCUAAUCAAGAAAGCGGGUGACGGAUCCAAGAAGAUCAAAGGCUGCUGGGACUCCAUCCACGUGGUAGAAGUCCAGGAGAAGUCCAGCGGCCGUACUGCCCACUACAAGCUGACCUCUACGGUGAUGCUGUGGCUGCAGACGAAUAAGACCGGCUCGGGCACCAUGAACCUGGGAGGCAGCCUUACCAGACAGAUGGAAAAAGACGAGACGGUGAGCGACUCCUCUCCGCAUAUAGCCAAUAUUGGCCGUCUGGUUGAGGACAUGGAGAAUAAGAUCAGAAGUACGCUGAAUGAGAUUUAUUUUGGAAAGACGAAGGACAUUGUCAACGGGCUGAGAUCAAUUGACGCUAUUCCCGACAACCAAAAAUAUAAGCAGUUGCAGAGGGAGCUCUCCCAGGUUCUGACCCAGCGGCAGAUGUACAUUCAGCCAGAUAACUAAACCAGCGAAGGUCCGUGCAGACGUUCGCGGACAAAUCGAAGCAGGAAGCUCUGAAGAUCGACCUGGUGGAGGCAUUGAAGAGAAAACAGCAAAGUUAGAAAACCAGCGUCUCCCUUUUGAGGAUGCUAACAAGACACGCCAUGCACUCAUUAGCGACCCCUCCCAGCCCUCAAAUUUCUUAGGAAUCUUCUUCCCCCCCCCCCCUUCUCUCCCUGGCAUCCUCCUCCCCUCGGCCUCCUCCCUCUUAUUUUCCUUUUCCUGCAUACAAUAUUCUUCCACUCAUAAAAUAAAAAUAAAAGCCUCCGGUUUUCCCCCCACCUAUCACCACCCCAAACAAAACCUGUAUAAACCUUUUUUUGGUGGGGGGGGAGCUCUCUCUAGCAGCUUAAUUUCCACUGUCUUAUUGCCACAGCCUUGCAAAACGUAUUUUCUGUUGAGAAACCUCUUGAGAUUUGUGUCCUUUCC